Molecule: messenger RNA, 1080 nt
Organism: Apiotrichum porosum
Lineage: Eukaryota; Fungi; Basidiomycota; Tremellomycetes; Trichosporonales; Trichosporonaceae
Exons: 5
Coding region: 1-1080 (359 amino acids)
Biological process (GO): mitochondrial L-ornithine transmembrane transport
Molecular function (GO): L-ornithine transmembrane transporter activity
Source: RefSeq, a predicted model, not a curated record
AUGAGCGGCGUCGAUGACCCCAAUGGCGCGGUCCGCGACCUGGUGUUUGGCAUGACGGCCGGCAUGAUGGCAAAGCUUUUUGAACACCCUUUUGAUCUUGUCAAGGUCCGCUUGCAGUCGCAGCCCACCGAUCGGCCACUGUCAUUCGCGGGGCCACUGGACUGCUUCCAGCAGACGUACCGCAAAGAGGGUGUCCGUGGUCUCUACCGCGGCCUAUCUGCUCCGGUUUUUGGCGCGGCGUGUGAGAAUGCCACUCUGUUCUUCGUGUACAACAGGUGUCAGGCCGGUAUUGUGGCUCUUCGUCCACCAGAAGACCGGGCCCGUGCGCUCACCAUCCCGGAACUGGCGCUUGCUGGUGGCGGUGCCGGUGCCGUCACCUCGUUUGUCCUCACUCCUAUCGAACUCAUCAAGUGCCGUAUGCAGGUGCAGAUGCUUGCCGGUGAGGGUGUUGCGUCCUCGGCUGGCCCUAUCGUGAUCAAGACGGCCCUCGAGGCCCCCGCAUCCCCAUCCUCCACCAUUGUCCUCCCCGCCCAGCUCUCUCAGCCUCUACCCAAGCCUAAGGGCCCCUUUGCCCUCGUUGCCGACACGGUGCGGUCUCAGGGCAUCCGCGGCUUAUGGCUGGGCCAAACUGGCACCUUCCUCCGUGAGAGUGGUGGUGGUGCUGCAUGGUUUGGCACCUACGAGCUGCUGGCGCGCUACUUUGUGUCGCGGCACCAGGCCAAGGCCGAACCAGGUCACAAGUCGACCAAGUCUGACCUGGCCACUUGGCAGCUUAUGGUGUCGGGUGCCGCCGCCGGCGUAGGAUACAAUGUCUCGCUCUUCCCCGCCGACAGCGUGAAGAGCACUAUUCAGACCUUCUCCGAGCUCAACCCAGGAAAGCCGGUACCGAGCUUUGCACAGACGGCAGCCAUGAUCUGGCGUACGCGCGGUAUCCGUGGCCUGUACGCUGGGUGCGCGCUCACCUGUCUCCGCUCGGGACCUAGCUCAGCCAUGAUCUUUGGUUUGUUCGAGACGUUUACAACCCACUUUUCGUGGAUCUUUGCACCUCGCAAACCCCCCACUGCCACAGUGCUGGCGUGA